Lachancea nothofagi CBS 11611 is the source of this 1104-nucleotide messenger RNA. The record is from the annotation of a GenBank genome assembly. Lineage: Eukaryota; Fungi; Ascomycota; Saccharomycetes; Saccharomycetales; Saccharomycetaceae.
AUGCAAUCAGUCGAUCGCUCUCAGUUCCCAAAACUGAAGAAUGAUUUGAUUAUAAGGGCUGCGCUGGGCGAAACUGUGGAAAGACCACCAUGCUGGAUCAUGCGCCAAGCUGGACGUUAUUUACCGGAAUAUCAUAAAGUUAAAGACGGGCGUGAUUUUUUUGAAACAUGUCGGGAUGCAGAGAUUGCUAGUGAGAUUACUAUCCAGCCCGUGAGGCGUUACGCUGGUCUUUUGGACGCUGCGAUUAUUUUCAGUGACAUCCUGGUUAUUCCACAAGCGUUAGGCAUGAAGGUUGAAAUGAUCGACGGCAAGGGUCCGCAUUUUCCAGAGCCUCUUAGAACAGUGGAGGACAUGCAGAAAGUGCUUAAUUACCACUCAGACGUGCUGAAGGAGCUGGAUUGGGCUUUCAGAGCUAUCACAGUUACCCGACACAAACUUAAUGGUCAAGUUCCAUUACUUGGAUUCUGUGGCGGUCCUUGGACUCUAAUGGUUUAUAUGACCGAAGGUGGCGGAUCGCGUCUGUUCAGAUAUGCCAAGCAAUGGCUCAACGAGUUCCCAGAGUUAACUCACAAGCUUCUGCAGAAGAUUACCGACGUUGCCGUGGAAUUUUUGGCUCAGCAAGUGGUUGCUGGUGCUCAAAUGCUUCAAGUCUUUGAAAGUUGGGGUGGUGAAUUGGGUUCGCGCGACUUCGAUGAGUUUUCUUUGCCUUAUAUUAGGCAAAUUAGCCAGAAACUACCAUUACGUCUCAAAGACUUAGGAAUUCACGAAAAGAUUCCUUUGACUAUUUUUUCUAAGGGUUCGUGGUACGCUUUGGAUAAACUGUGUAGUUCAGGCUACAAUGCUGUUUCUUUGGACUGGUCCUGGGACCCCAAAGAAGCUGUCAAGAUCAACGCUGAUCGCGUCACUUUGCAAGGCAAUCUUGAUCCUGGUGUGAUUUACGGCACGGAUGAAAUUAUUCGCAAGAGAGUGGAAGAAAUGAUUUCUGGAUUUGGUGGUGGGAAGUCCAAUUAUAUCGUCAAUUUUGGCCACGGAACCCAUCCAUUUAUGGACCCUGAAAAGAUCAAGUUUUUCUUGGAACAGUGUCAUAGAGUCGGGAGCUUGUAA